Molecule: messenger RNA, 1469 nt
Organism: Cucurbita moschata (crookneck pumpkin)
Lineage: Eukaryota; Viridiplantae; Streptophyta; Magnoliopsida; Cucurbitales; Cucurbitaceae
Product: probable galacturonosyltransferase-like 9
Exons: 1
Coding region: 166-1287 (373 amino acids)
Cellular component (GO): Golgi apparatus
Molecular function (GO): glycosyltransferase activity
Source: RefSeq, a predicted model, not a curated record
GCUCAAACGUCCCCUUCCGCUUCCCUCUCCGCCUUCCCCUUCCCCUUCCGGCCGCCGUCUCUCUCUCUCCCUCUCUCCUAGAGAGAGAAGAACGCAGGAACCGCGUUCGGUCAAGUGAGACCCUCUCCUCCUCUUCACUGUUCAUUCACCAUUCUCUGCAACGAAAUGGGAGCUCAGAUUUUGCGGUUCCCUUUCACACCAGCCGUCUUUGCCUUUUCUCUUCUGCUCCUUCUUCCUUUCUGUUUCGCGAUUCGAACUUUCCGUCAUCAAUCGGCCGGAAUCGCUGAUUUCACCCGCUUCUCCGAAGCCCCUGACUACCGGAAUGGGGCGGAAUGUUCUUCUUCCUCCGCCGGGGCCUGCGACGCCUCUUUGGUCCACAUCGCAAUGACCUUAGAUUCUGAAUACGUACGAGGCUCCAUGGCCGCCAUUCACUCUGUACUCAAACAUGCUUCCUGCCCUGAAAACGUCUUCUUCCAUUUCAUUGCCGCCGAGUUCGACCAGGCCUCUCCUCGACAACUCACGAAACUCGUCCGAUCCACUUUCCCCUCUCUUAAUUUCAAGGUCUACAUCUUCAGAGAGGACACUGUAAUCAAUUUAAUUUCCUCUUCAAUUCGUCUAGCCCUAGAAAAUCCUUUGAACUACGCUAGAAAUUACCUGGGCGACAUUCUCGAUUCCUGCGUUGACCGUCUCAUUUACCUUGACUCCGAUGUGGUAGUCGUCGACGACAUUCACAAGCUCUGGAACAUUAACCUAACCGGCUCUCGCGUCAUCGGAGCACCGGAAUAUUGCCAUGCCAAUUUCACCAAUUACUUCACCGAAAAAUUCUGGUCCGACCCGGUUCUAACCCGGAUCUUCGCCUCCCGAACCCCCUGCUAUUUCAACACCGGAGUAAUGGUCAUGGAUUUGUCUAAAUGGAGACUCGGAAAUUACAAGAAGAAGAUCGAAAGCUGGAUGGAGUUGCAGAAACGCACCCGGAUUUACGAUCUGGGCUCCCUCCCACCGUUCCUCCUCGUAUUCGCCGGGAAUGUUGAACCGAUCGACCACCGGUGGAACCAACACGGUCUCGGCGGCGACAAUGUUAAAGAUAGUUGCAGAACGCUGCAUCCAGGUCCGGUGAGUUUACUCCAUUGGAGCGGGAAGGGGAAGCCAUGGGUUAGACUGGACGCUAAUAAACCUUGCCUUCUUGAUCAUCUAUGGAAGCCGUAUGAUCUGUACAGAGCUGCAGAUUGGGGUUCACCGGCACCAUCGUCUUAUUCGUCGACAUUGAUUAGUUAUUUAAGUUAUUAAACAGGGGAGGAGAUCAAUUCUUUGGUACAGAUUCAGCGAUUCUUUGAUUGAUUAGGAGCGUAGAUUGUACAGAUUUGGGAGAUGGGUUCGAGAUGGAUACCAUGGAUCGAGCUUGUUUCAUUAUUAUUAUUUACACAACAUUUCAUCAUUCAAUAUAUUCGAUUAUUAUCGAUUCUUGGGAA